GGGAAGCGAGGAGCACGAGCAACCCCGAAAAAAAAAAAAACCCGCGAAACGCACACGCGCGUAUAUACAAUACAAUUUUGAAAAAUAUACGUAAAUAAAUAUACACUUGCGCGAGUAAUAGUUUCGAUGAUAACUAAAUAUCACCACGUUUCAAACUCCGCACUGCUUUCAUCCUCCUCACAUGAAAGUAGCCAUUCGAAAGUAGUAAAAAAUAAAACGUCAGUUUCUCGGAAAUCCGCAGUAAAAGAAAUCUAAAACGAAAAAUUGAUAACUUAAAAAAAGGAAUUUCUUCGCCGCACCCUACAGUGUUCACUAUUUAUUCCAUCCGUACUGUACGUUUUGUAUACUUUGCCGCGAACCGGUUCCGAUCCCCGUUUCGAGAGACAAGAAGCGAAUCGAACAAUAGACGGAGAAUAAUUGAAAUAAAAUGAGAUUGCUGCUUUUGAUCGUCCUCCUGAGCGUGACCAGUAUCGAGGACACGAUAUCGGGAUCCUCGAAUCCUUUGAGAAUGGUGUGGUCCGCGCUCUACCCGGAUACCAAGGACAGGGAGGAGGAGUGCACGGGUUGCGCCCAAAAUCGAAUAUCCUCCAACGAUCCGAGUCUCACCGAACUCAGGGUGGAGUACGUUAAGCAGCAGAUACUGAAAAAAUUGCGACUGUCAAAACCGCCGGAAGUUUCCCUCUCGAUUUCGACCCUGCCGAAGCCUCUCAUCAACGGACACAUCCUCGAACUGAGUCCCGGAAUACCGACCGGACCGGAAAAACAAGUAGAAAGUUUUUACGGAAAAACCGAUCAGAUCGUCGUGUUUCCGAAAGAAGACAUGGAAGACCUCGAAAGCUGCCGUCUGCACACCAACCAUUUGUCCGGCAUAAACGCAGCGGAUUGUUUCACGUUCGUUUUGUCACACGAGAUGCAAUUCGUCGGCGUCACGUCGGCAGAGUUAUGGUUUUACAAAGAGUCGGACAACAACGACAUCGUCCACCAGACUUUCGUGAUAUCGGAAGUCGACCACUGGGACGUUGGCCGAAGCUUUCAGAAAAACAGCAUAAUGACCAUCUUCGAAACUUCGGUGUCAGAGGGCUGGGUGAAAGCGGACGUCAGUUACACGGUGAAGAAAUGGGUGGACGAACAGCGCGACGGUCACAGUUUGCAAAUAGUCUGCAACACCUGCUCCACCGACAGAGAAUCCUCGCCGGUUUCCGUCGAACAGACACUGAAACCGUUCCUGGUCAUCCACACCUCGCCGCUGCCGCAAAAAAAUCGUCCCAAACGUAACUCGAACUGCUUGCCGGACAUGAAGGAGUGCUGCAGGGACGAGUUGUUCAUAAAUUUCGCCGAAAUCGGUUGGGGCGAUUGGAUUUUACACCCGGCCGGCUACCACGCUUACUUCUGCAGGGGUUCUUGCUCAUCCGCCGCUUCCCUGACCGUCCCCGCGUCGUCGCACAGCAACAUCAUAAGGAGGUUCCUCACGCAGAGCGGAAACAAUCUUCGGAGAGGGAAUGAGAUCGUACCGUGCUGCUCACCGACCCAGUUGUCGCCCAUACAACUUUUUUACAUAGAUUCGAACAACACGUCGACUCUGAAAACCCUGCCGAACAUGGUGGUCGAAGCCUGCGGAUGUAUGUAGACAGCUACUCUUCGCCGCGUCGCGUCUAGUCGCCAUUAUGCAGCAGUUUCUUUUUCAAACAUUCGUAACUAUCGCGAGUUACAACUGCAGAACCGAUGGCCCAGUGAGUUGAGUUUUUUUUUCGUUUUUUUUUCGUUUUUUUUUUUUUUUUUUUAAUUCGUCUUUCCGCAAUGAGACAACGUCGAGCAUUGGACACCGCGAUUCGAAUCGAAUAGGUCCGUCGAAAUUCUAGCGAUUUUCGAUACACGACGAGUUUCGACAUUCGUUCGAAUCGAUGAUGCUCGUUAAACAUAUCAGUCUACCGUCGUUCGAAUAAAUUCUAGUGGUUUUUUGAAGAAAAAUUUCUGCAGCACGGCAUGGAACAUAUUCGGGAAUUUUCUGAGAACGAUGAUCCUUUUUUUUCAAUGCUCCGAAAAAUUUGCUCAGCAUUUAAACGACGGUAGAUAAAAUAUCCCAAAGUUUGAAACCGAGCGAUUUUUGAAGAUCGCUUACUUAUUUCUAUUUUAUUUCUAUUUUUUUAUUUUCUUAGCUGGAAUUUCAUCCAUUUUGUAAAUGAAAACUUACGAUGUACCGUUGGAUAGUCGACAAGAGAAUAUAUAAUAUGCAUUAUUGAUGUGGGAUAUUAUGUAGUGGCGUCAGAUUAACCAAGUCAGUAUUCGCGCAUCACCUCAUAUAUAUAAUAUAUAUAUGAUAAAACAUAAAAAAAAAAAAAAAUACCUACAUAAUAAUAUCAUUGAUCCUUCCGAAAUGAGAUUAACACGUACCCCAGAAUCUAACCCAGUCCCGUAAUAGCGACUAAUGAAUUAUAAUAUUAAGUAUGUUAUUUAUCGAUAGGGGACCGUGUGACACGGUGAAGUCGAAUCCUCGGAAGAAAGGAAAAAAAAAAACAAACUUCCGGGGUUUCAAUUCUCUAUCAUUAUCGAUACGACAAGUGAAAAUGUUUUUUUUUUUUUUGUUUUUUUUUCUUCAAAUUUACCUACGCAAUCUUACGAUGUAGCAUUUAUUUAUUCUAAGCUAGGAUUAUUGUAUUUUAAAAUUAAGAUAUACCAUAGAUGUAUAUAUACGGAUAAUAUACACAACAAAUAUAUAUAUUUGAAAAUU
Molecule: messenger RNA, 2728 nt
Organism: Athalia rosae (coleseed sawfly)
Lineage: Eukaryota; Metazoa; Arthropoda; Insecta; Hymenoptera; Athaliidae
Gene: daw
Product: inhibin beta A chain
Exons: 4
Coding region: 428-1627 (399 amino acids)
Biological process (GO): BMP signaling pathway; SMAD protein signal transduction
Cellular component (GO): extracellular region
Molecular function (GO): cytokine activity; growth factor activity
Source: RefSeq, a predicted model, not a curated record